AUGACGGCAGGCCUGGAGAAAGCAUGCCAUCAGUGCAUCUCGAAAAUUGCCAGCAACGCUUGCCUCAUUUUUGGACUCCUGGCUUUCCUGGCAUUACCACUGUCUAUGGCUUUUGUAGGAAUGAGGUUUUUAAACGACUGCCCAGUCCAACCACUAAUUCCCUUAUAUCUGCUUGUGGCUGGUGUGGUUGGCAGUUUGAAGAUAGCGCUUCUGCUCUUCGACUCCACCCGGAUGAGGCAGCUCCUUUCAAAAUCGGUUAUGAUUGACGACGAUGACGAUGACGAAUAUCCGUGGAGGCAGAACGCUCACAAAUACUACAUUCACCUGACCCUCAGCCUGUUCCUCUUUCUCUGGUUCAUCCUGGGAAACUACUGGGUGUUUUCCACCUACCUGCCUAAUUUCAUCCCACCCUUCCAUCACCCGCAAGAUUACUGUGAUAAAACCUUGUACAUUUUUGCGUUCGGGGUCCUCCUCCUCAGCCACACGGUGCUGGUUUUGCUGAUCCUCUGCAGCUGCUGCGUCUAUUGCUUUUCCAAGCAACGAUAUGGUGCAGAGGAGAAUUAA
Euleptes europaea (tarantolino) is the source of this 564-nucleotide messenger RNA. RefSeq names its product transmembrane protein 272 (gene TMEM272). Bases 1 to 564 code for a protein of 187 amino acids. The record is from RefSeq and is a predicted model, not a curated record. The transcript is spliced from 4 exons. NCBI's taxonomy places the organism in Eukaryota, Metazoa, Chordata, Lepidosauria, Squamata, Sphaerodactylidae.